CGGGGCGGUCGGCUGGGACCUCCUCAACGUCAGUUCCGUUCUCUCAGGCCUCCCGCCCGCCCGGGGGUAUCUGCGGGGUCCGCCGAUGGCCUACGACUGGCUCGGCCUCGGCUACGCGGCGCUGGUGGCCUCGGGGGGCAUCAUCGGCUAUGCCCGGGCAGGCAGCGUCCCUUCUCUGGCCGCCGGGCUCCUCUUUGGUGGUUUAGCAGGGCUGGGAGCCUACCAGCAGUCCCAAGAUCCAAAGAAUAUCUGGCUUUCUCUUGUGGCGUCUGGAACUUUGUCUGCUGUUAUGGGAAUGAGAUUUUACAACUCCAGAAAAGCAAUGCCUGGGCUGAUUGCUGGGGCCAGUAUACUGAUGGUUGGACGGCUUGGAUUGCAGAUGAUGGAAAAACCUCUUAAGCCAUAAGUCUGUCUUCGAGUGACUUGAUGCAGAUCUUUAAGAAGCCUGAAAAUGCAACUGCCUGAAUGUACCACACAAAAUAGAAAAGGCACUGCGGACUGCGCACUGUAUUUUUCAUAUCCUAACGCACAUGGGUCUGUCUUUAAAGGACAUAAAUUGAGAACCUGUGUUGUCUUCCAUACUGGCACUUGUCUCAACAUCUAAAUUAUGAAGCAAGAAAAUAUGAGUGUAGUAUUAGUUCAGGUGCUUGUCCUGCAGAUUACUGUAGGCAGAGGCCUCUUGGUGCUUUUGUGUGCUGACAGGAAUGAAGCUUAAAUAUACAUCUGGACUUAAAAUCUGAAAUCCUUUGUAAUUCUGAAACAAUGGGAGACAAGUUGCCAACUUGUCGCUAAUACUGCCUAUAACAAAUGUGCUUGUUCUGUCACCUUUCCCCUCCCACUUCCCUGCCAGCUUAUCUGGUCAUCACGUUUGUCAGUCAGGGCCUUUUUUCUGCUAGGACCGUGUUAGAGCCUUGGCCCACAAAACACAAUUGUGGAGCAGGCUGUCAAGUUUCUAUUGUGAUGCAAUGAAAAUAAACCCCUUACUUAGUUUUUCAUGAGGAAAAGUGUCCUGCUUAGUGUCAUUCAUUUCACUUUUACAGACUAUCACUGGUAGGAGAAAUCAAAAAUGUGCUGCAUUAGAUAAUGCUGAAUUGUAGUCAUACCACUUGCAUUUCAUGAGAAUUAAAACGUUAUUCUAAAUAAACGAAGAAAUUAUGAUUACAAACUUA
This is a messenger RNA of Cygnus atratus (black swan), 1169 nucleotides long. Its product is annotated as transmembrane protein 14C-like. Lineage: Eukaryota; Metazoa; Chordata; Aves; Anseriformes; Anatidae. The record is from RefSeq and is a predicted model, not a curated record. Gene Ontology annotation, cellular component: mitochondrial membrane. Gene Ontology annotation, biological process: regulation of heme biosynthetic process. The coding region runs from base 86 to 406 and encodes 106 amino acids. The transcript is spliced from 4 exons.